AUGGCACUCAUUGAGAAGGCUGGCCUGAUGAAAACUGUUCUACAUGUUGGUAGAUAUUUUGAGAGGCUUGUGAAGGAAUUUGUGGUGAAUUUGUCUGUGGAAGUGGGACUUCUUGAGAGUGAUGAAUACAAGAAGGUGUAUGUCAGGGAAAAACGUGUGAAGUUUUCUCCUGAUGUGAUCAACAAGGCAUUUGGAAGAAGUGCUACUGCAGUUGCUGAUGAAGAACCAUCCUUGGAUGUGGUUGCCAAGGAACUUACAGCUGAGCAAGUUCAGAAAUGGCCCAAGAAGAAGUUGUUGUCCACAGGGAAUCUCAGCGUGAAGUUAAUUUACAAGAUUGGUAAUAUGGUUCCUAUUGAUUUUGGUACUUUUGUUUUUGAACAUACCUUGAAGCAUGCCGAGACAUGUGUUGUGAAGUUGCCUAUCUCUUUCUCAUCUCUGAUCACAGAGAUCAUUCUGCAACAGCAUCCCAAGAUUGUCAGGGAUGAUGAGGAGGCCAUGCCCAAAGGUGCUCCUAUCACCUUGGAUCAUCAUUUGUUCUUUGGGCCUCAUGUCCCAGACAUUGAUGUGCCAUCCAGCAAGACAUUUGCUUCUGCUCCAAUGACUAAGUCUGGAAGGAGGGCUAUUAUUGAUGAAUUGCAGGUCAAGGUGGAUGAGUUGUUGCUGAAGCUUGAAGAGGAAGAGGACCAAGAGGGUGAGCCAAGUGCUGCAAAUGCUGCUGAUGCAGAUGCAAGCACUGAUGAAGAGGAAGGAUUUGAUGAGAAUGAAGAAGAAACUGGGGAGGAAUCCAGUUCUGAUGAUUAG
This is a messenger RNA of Lotus japonicus, 801 nucleotides long. RefSeq lists its product as uncharacterized. The transcript has 3 exons. The record is from RefSeq and is a predicted model, not a curated record. Bases 1 to 801 code for a protein of 266 amino acids. Lineage: Eukaryota; Viridiplantae; Streptophyta; Magnoliopsida; Fabales; Fabaceae.